AUGAGAUCCUUCUUAUUCUCGAGCUACCCAACGCAACCCACUCCAUCUUCUCCCUCCCAUUCUCUACUUGCCAAACCAUAUCCCUCUGGUAAACAGAAGGCUGCGCCGAAACCUAUAUCCUACGACUCACUUGGCGUUGUUCCCUCUGCUUCACAACGUAGCCAACUAACACCCAAGUAUGCACCAAACACGUCACACGACGUUCAAGACGACUUCGACGACGACAUCGCAGUCACAGUUACUGUCCAAUCUGUUGGAUCGACAUCGUCAAGCUGCUCCUCGACUAGCUCAAUAGCCUCGGAUUUCCAUGCCGCAAUGUCAAUACGCACCAAAGCCAAGAGAGAAUCUAGCAGCACGCUGCCUCCGUCAAGUCCACCCAGCACCACCACUGGCCUGUGUAGACCAACAACACCGACAAGUCCAGUUCAGAUUCCCAAGCGAAACCAUCGGGACUCCAACCACCAUGCAAAGCGAGAAGGACUGCAUCGUCGCCGUAAUCCCAAGAAUGUUCGCGCAUCAGAUUCAAUAUCGCCAUCGGUCGCAGCCCUCUUGGCCGUGACUGACAUCCGCCGACCACCAAGGCGCCGCCAUAGGGCCGAUACGCCACUUACCGUUGAGGAUAUUGCUGCGGGUGAACGGCAGGUGUCAGAAAAAGAGCUGAGUUUCGCUCUCGGGCGUGGCCCUAUGGAUUUGCUCCUGUCGCCUCCAGAGGAGUUACUGGAUGAUGAGCUCAGUGCGACCGAGAGCAACAUUGGUUCCAUGCUUGCCAGGACAACGUCUGCCGACUCUGUUCCAUCCCUUGGAGGGGAGUCCUUUGCUACUGAUAUUGUUUCUUCUGUUGACACACCCAGAAGCGCUGGCAACUCGGCUCGGCGUCGCCAUAGCCCGAUGCGCAAAUCUUUGGAGCCUGUUCGGUCACCUCCUGAUGAUGCUGCUGAAGGGCACCCUCUUGCGGUUGUCGACAGUCUUGGGUUGGAAGAUCUGGAGCUUCCUGCGGCUGAAUUAUCGGAGGAGGAUUCCACAUCAUUUCUACAGCCGUUCAAACCGUUACGUUCUGCAUUCAAGUCGAAUUUGACGGCGUCUUUACGAGCCCUGCGCUCCGCGGCCAAAUCAUUUUCGAGUAUCAACUUUCCGUCUAUCCCGCCGGACGACUUCCUCACCCGGUCUAUUCUUACCAUUGAGCCGAAUGUUCCGUAUAUGGACGAACGCCGUCCUCCGGUGACGGAAGAGAUGCCCUCUGCGGAACUACGACGUUAUCUGAACCCUACGACGAGUGCUCACAUAGACCCUCAACCAAAGCCUCGAGCAGGUACAUUUUCGGCUUCGAUUCAGAUGCAGACUUACAAGGUGCACCGUUCUCGAUCCGCCCCACCCUCGUCACGGGCAUCGCCCUACGUUACCAACAACUCAUCACACUCUGCAUCUGCUGCCAACCAACAACCAGGAAAGACGAGCCAGCAAACUCUCGCUGUCCCAGGCAUGCGACAGCGGGAAAUGCGUGAGAACCCGGAUUUUAUUCGCAUCGCGGUAAUGGAAAUGGCGAUGCGGCGCCGAGGCAAGCUUGACAAUCAGAAGCCAGGACGUGCUCGCUGGGCUUUACCACCACGCAAGGCGUCGCUGAAACCUUACGAAGUUGGCUCAAACGGCGUCCCAGCAAGGUGGGUACCCGUGACGCUGUCAUCCUAA
Molecule: messenger RNA, 1686 nt
Organism: Pochonia chlamydosporia 170
Lineage: Eukaryota; Fungi; Ascomycota; Sordariomycetes; Hypocreales; Clavicipitaceae
Exons: 1
Coding region: 1-1686 (561 amino acids)
Source: RefSeq, a predicted model, not a curated record